Owenia fusiformis is the source of this 1000-nucleotide messenger RNA. NCBI's taxonomy places the organism in Eukaryota, Metazoa, Annelida, Polychaeta, Sabellida, Oweniidae. The record is from the annotation of a GenBank genome assembly.
GGCCGAACUAAAACGAGGCUGAAAAAACAAGUGUUUCGCAAAUGUUAUAAUUUAUGAUAAAUACUAAAUAUUCGCACAAAGAUUCGGAGUAAGUGGCUUAUUACUGAGGCCUAGUGGAGGAUAACAUGUCGGGGUCGGGGUCUGUACCAAAAUCAGAUGCAGAUAUUGCACUGGACAUCGCAAAUAAACUUGUGAAAAAAGGUAUCAAAGUUGUUGCUUUGGAUUUUGACCAGACCAUCGUGUCUGUUCAUACCUCGGGUUGUUGGAAACAAGGAUCUGUAAAAUUAACCUCACACGUUAGGCCUUGCUUUAGACACCUUAUCCCAAAGCUAAUGGAGGCAGGACUCCGAGUGGCUGUAGUGACUUAUUCCAUGCAGUCCGGGCUUAUAAGUGAUGUGCUCAAUUCUGCUCUGAAAGAUUGCGAUACAAAUCGAAUUGUUAUCAAGACCAGCAGCAAAGACUGGGAGGGAGAAAGUUGCGCUGAAACUCUCGGGAAACAACAACACAUCGCUUCGGUCCUUACUGACCUUUAUAACGAGGAUCACACAAACAUCAUACAAUCUAACGAGAUCCUUCUAUUGGACGAUGAUAUGGACAAUGUUACAGUUGCAGUGAAUUUUGGCCAUAAGGCAUUCGCAAUAACCGACAAUGUUUCUUUAGAAUCUCUAUGCCGUUAUGUUAACAAUGCUUUAUAACACGACACUUGAGUGUGGAUGUUUGAAUAUCAUGACACAAUGGGGAGAUCAUCAUGAUUUCCUUUUCGGAUUAUGAUGUCAGCAUUGCGGUUUGAAUUACUGAUGUUAUUCGAGGGGAAUGUCUCGCGGCAUGCUUUUGUUUAUGUUACAUUAUUCCUCGCAAGAUUGAAUAGUUGACAACAUCAUGUAUGGAGUUUACUACUGCUUAGUGAUAACUUGGUUUUCCUCUGAUCCCAUUCCGGGAAAACAUGAUCACUGUGACUAUUUAUUAGGACCUAGAUGGAUUUUAUUGAUCAUUUUGAUGA